This is a messenger RNA of Sinocyclocheilus anshuiensis, 1380 nucleotides long. Its product is annotated as transcriptional activator protein Pur-beta-like. The transcript has a single exon. Gene Ontology annotation, cellular component: nucleus. Gene Ontology annotation, biological process: regulation of transcription by RNA polymerase II. The record is from RefSeq and is a predicted model, not a curated record. Lineage: Eukaryota; Metazoa; Chordata; Actinopteri; Cypriniformes; Cyprinidae. Gene Ontology annotation, molecular function: RNA polymerase II transcription regulatory region sequence-specific DNA binding; DNA-binding transcription factor activity, RNA polymerase II-specific; purine-rich negative regulatory element binding. Bases 56 to 949 code for a protein of 297 amino acids.
GACCUGAUGAAAUACGGGUGGGAAAAAAAUAUCUGCGCUCUGGGUGCUGGAGAAGAUGGCGGAUGGGGACAGCGGGAGUGAGCGCGGCGGCGGAGGAAGCGGGUUCCAAGCGUUCCAGAGGGACCAAGAGACCCAAGAGCUGGCGUCCAAACGCCUCGACAUCCAAAACAAGCGCUUCUAUCUGGACGUCAAGCAGAACUCGAAGGGCAGGUUCAUCAAGAUCGCCGAGGUCGGCGCUGGGGGCUCCAAAAGCCGCCUGACGCUUUCCAUGUCGGUCGCGGCGGAGUUCCGGGAUUACUUCGGGGAUUUCAUCGAACACUACGCCCAGCUUGGGCCCAGCACUCCGGAGCAGAUCGCGCAGUCCUCCGGAGGCGAGGACGGCGGGCCUAGACGGGCCUUGAAGAGCGAGUAUCUCGUGAGGGAAAACCGCAAAUACUACCUCGAUCUGAAGGAGAACCAGCGCGGGAGAUUCCUGCGGAUCCGGCAGACCGUUAACCGCGGCGGAUUCGGUGUUCCCGGCGGCGGCGGUGGUGGAGGAAUUCAAUCCGGGCAAACUAUCGCUCUUCCCGCUCAAGGUCUCAUCGAGUUCCGCGACGCGCUGGCGAAGCUGGUCGACGACUACGGCGGCGACGACGAGGAGCUAGCCUGCUCCGGAGGAGGAGGAGGAGGUUACGCGGAGUUACCCGAGGGCACGUCGAUAACGGUGGACUCCAAGAGGUUCUUCUUUGACGUGGGCUCCAACAAGUACGGCGUGUUUCUGCGUGUGAGCGAGGUGAAGCCCAGCUACAGAAACUCUAUCACGAUCCCCUUCAAAGCGUGGAGCAAAUUCGGCGGAGCGUUCUGCCGCUACGCCGAGGAGAUGAAGGAGAUCCAGGAGCGGCACAAAGAUAAAGCGUUCGAGCAGAGAACCGGAGAGGAGUCUGAGGGCGAAGAUUUGUACGACGACUGACCGCCGGAGGUGUCGCGUCGCUGGGCAACCGCGCAGAGCGAGAGCCGCGCUCUGGAGAGGGCUGCAUGGAACGGUCGAUGGCGAGAAAAAAUAUGUUUGACUGAGAAACACUGUCGUGUAUAUGUAAGAGAAUCCUGUUUAAAGCAGUUUAGACUAUGUUUGGCUAGAUAAAUGGAUUUUUUUCUGCUGGCUGCUCUCUGUAGGUCUUGUCAUUUUGAAAGUUUGCCCCUUUAUAAAGAAAGAAAGAAAACAAACACCCUUUUUCACACAGAGUCUGAGUUCACAAGCAGGGAUGUUGUAGUGUUAGUGUGUCAAGAAUAACUGAUGAUUAUCUCUACUAUAGGUGUUUUUGGUGUUGUGCCCUGCGAUGGAGAGCAAACCAGCAUCAUCUGAGCAUCUCAUAGUUAGCUCUUUAGGGAUGUGUGUGUGUG